UAUAUAUUUUUAAUUAUAAUUUAAACGAUAGUAAUUAUUAACAAUUGUAAGGAUAAAGAACUAAGUUUUACAAGAUAAUUCCGUAAUUAAUCGUAAUUAAUAGGUCAAUUUUAUAUCGUAUUCUAUCUUAUUCGUCGAAUAGUAUUUAAAUACUCUAUAAGAUUUAUGAAUUCGGAAAGCUUGAUGGAUAUUGUUUCACGUAACGGAUGAUAAUGAAACUUCCAAAGUUGUUUGACUUGACGACAAUCACGACGACUUUUUCGAUUCGCACGUGCGCUCUUGUUAACACGUUAUUAUUGCUGUGUUUCGAGAGGGAUGCCAGCAAUGCCCAAGCACCUUGCACCGGCCACCUUGCAGCACUCACAUAAGCAUAAGAUCUCUAUCUUUUUUCGACUAUCUCUCUCUCUCUCUCUUCCUCUCUUUCUUUUUCUCUCAUCACUGCCUGUAUGCAAGAUAUAUUUGUAAUAAUCACAAAAAGCAGACUCAAAAGACAAAAGCUGUGUGUGCCCACGGGUCGUUCUCCGUUGCAAUGUCCUUGGGUUUUGUCAAUUUCAGGGAAGGAGGCGAGACCUUCGGCGGCUUGUCGGGGAUGCUGCGCCAGAUUCUCUCGCCCUCGCCCGAGAUCGGGGAGGCCGGCAUGUCCGUCAAUUGUAAUCUCCUACAGACCAACUCGAUAUUCUCGAAUCAAUCGUCGAUGCUAUCGUCGACGUUGCUCCCCCCGCAUUUUCAGUCCGUAUGCCCGGAACAGUCUCUGCUCGAUCAGAUGCAGAUCUUUCCCGAGUCCUAUCCGUGUCCCACGUGCGGGCUGGAAUUUCGAAGCGCCCUUAAGCUAAACUACCACAUGCGAACCAGUCACGCCGCGCGGCCGGAGUACGAGCACGGUAUCGAGAAUCAGCCGAGGUACUCGUGCGCGAUCUGCUCGUGUACUUUCAUUGCUCUGAACCACCUGAGGAUGCACGAGGUCACGCACUCCGCGUCCGUGCCGACGUGCGCCUCGACCUCCACCAGUCUCGCGUCGCCCGUCGGCAACGUGGAGAAAACGUUCGCCUGCGAUCUCUGCCAGGCUAGCUUUCGGUAUCGCACGCUACUGGAACGUCACCGGAGAAUGCACCAGGAGGUCGGCCAGGAGAAACCCUAUUCCUGCUCGAGGUGCCUGAUGCGCUUCGAGACGCGCAACUUGUAUAAUCAUCACGCGAAAACCCACAGAGUAACGCCGACGAGUAACGACAAUCGGAUAGUCGCUGGUACCAACGCGAUGCCGUCGUCCGUCGAUCCGAUGGUGACCGGCAAUCUUGGCGUAAUCGGCGGCAGCGGCAGCGGCGGCGGCGGCGGCGGCACCACCGGCACCAGCGGUGGUCCCGCAAAGUCCAUGCCUUCUUAUCCCUGCGACUCGUGCUCUAAGCAAUUUACGACCGCCGAAUCGUUGACCACGCACAAGGCGGUCCACAGGUCGCGACCGUUGGUCUGUGACGUGUGCGGCAAGGGCUUCACGCAUCGCAAAUAUUACGUGGUGCAUCAACGCAUCCACACCGGCGAGAGGCCGUAUCUCUGCGCUAUGUGUGGCAAAUCGUUCACGCAGGCGUCGACGCUCACCGUACAUCGUCGUUAUCAUACGGGAGAGCGUCCGUACACCUGCACGUUAUGUGGAAAAGGGUUUGUCACGCGAACGAUUAUGCUUAAUCACAUGAAGAAGCAUUGAGCCGACCAAGAUCGAUCGAUAGGAUCGAUAGGAUCUUGGCCGGGCGCGAUUAAAUUUCAAGUUUCGUGAAUGUUCUAGAAAAGAUAAUAUAUAUUCUUAUUUGAUCUCAAAGUUUAAUAUUUCAUCAACAUUCUAGAGGAAAAGUACUGAAUACUAAAAAAUUUUCUAAUUAAAAGUUGUGCGGUAGAAU
This is a messenger RNA of Pogonomyrmex barbatus (red harvester ant), 1889 nucleotides long. Its product is annotated as zinc finger protein 62 homolog. NCBI's taxonomy places the organism in Eukaryota, Metazoa, Arthropoda, Insecta, Hymenoptera, Formicidae. The record is from RefSeq and is a predicted model, not a curated record.